AUGGCGUAUAGUGGAUAUGGAAAUCAACGUGGACAAAGUUAUAUAAAUCCUGAUUAUCAACAAUCUUAUCAAAACAAUAAAUAUAAUGGUGAUGACUAUACUAAAAAAUAUAUAAGUAGUGAUUAUGAUUCGACUACAAAUAAUGAAUACGGUAAUAAAUAUGGUAAUGAUUAUGUUAAAGUUCAAAAGAAGAAUAAUUAUGACAGUUCCAAUUAUCAACCAACGUCUUAUGAUUCAUAUACCGGUUAUAAUGGGGAUAAUUACAAUAAUAAUAAUAAUAAUAAUAAUAAUAAUAAUAAUGAUCAUAAGAAUAACGAUUAUACACCAACAAAUAAUAAUUACCAAGCAAAUAAUUAUCAAGAUUAUGGAUCCAGUGAUAUAUCACCUACCAGUGAAUAUGGUAUUGGUUCAAUUGGUACUGGAGUUAUGUCUGGUUCUAAGCAUAGUCAUACUCAUUUAAAUAUUCAUGGUAAAAUGACUGGUGUUGGACAUCAAGAUUAUGGUGUACAUUAUUUAUCAUUGACUAAAUUCCGUAAAGGUGGUGGCUAUGAUAUCUAUGGGAAAAAACGACAGUUUUUAGAUUAUGAUACAACAGGACAUGUGAAAAAAUAUGGUAAUCAACAAAUGAAAGCGAAAUUUGAAGUUGUUGGUAAAUUGCAUGGACAUUCAACAUUCAAGGAUAAAUCAAGUUUCAAACCAAGCGGUGGUAACUAUGGUGGGAACGGAAACGGUGAUCAACCCUACUGA
Messenger RNA from Schistosoma haematobium, 747 nucleotides. RefSeq lists its product as uncharacterized. The record is from RefSeq and is a predicted model, not a curated record. Lineage: Eukaryota; Metazoa; Platyhelminthes; Trematoda; Strigeidida; Schistosomatidae. The transcript has a single exon. Bases 1 to 747 code for a protein of 248 amino acids.